CGUCUUGUGUGUUAUUACUUUUGUUUACAAUGUCGCCAACACUAUGACUUGCAUCGCAUGUGGCUGACGUCAUGAUUUGCUCCUUGCCUGCCUGCCCCAAAGAAUCACAAAGAAAAGAACCUGCCCGGUGGGUUGGCUGAGUGUCCGGCUGCUGUGUUGAACGUGCAACCAAAUUGCGAAUUUUUCUCUUACUUUGCAUUGCGACAUGAAGUGCUGAUGGCGAAAUAUAGUUUUGUGUAUUACAGUUGUUCUAUUUACCGCGUGAAGCGGAUUCCGUGUAUUGUUCAGCGAUAGAAAAUAGUAAAGUUUCGUAGCACCAUGGCAUUCAGGCUUUUAACGAUAGCAAGGCAACUUGAUAAAGUACUUUCAAACGGUGUAAAACGUGAUAGAAUUGUGGAGGCAGCCUUAAAAAGGAAACUUACCUCUCUUCCCCGAAAUACUGCUGCAAGUAGUAUUGAGUAUAUAAUACAGCAAUGGAAAGCAUUUUGUAGCUCACAACCACCAAAAGGAUUCGAGAAAUACUUCAAACCUGGCGGCGGUGCAAAAAAGGUGGAAUCAAAAAGUGCUUCUGGUGCAAGUAAAGAAGCACCAAAGCCUGCAGAUGUGCCCCCUCCUUCAAGAGGUCAGCAGCCAUCAUCAAAUCAGACCCAAAAAUCAAAGCAAUAUGAUCAGUGGUCAUUUGGUCUUUUUGGGGGAUCGUCCACAAGAUCUGGUGGCAGUGGGCCAGGAGGUCCAAAAGGCUUUGCCAGCGACGGAGGCGAGCGGGAGCGCUGGCUCGCAGUGGGGGCUUUGGCUGCUGUUGGAUUGUUGGGCACCAUAGCUUUCUAUGAAAUGAGCUACACAGAGAUAGCAUGGAAGGAGUUUGUGCAUACUUACCUAUCACGAGGUAUUGUUGACAAGCUGGAAGUUGUCAACAAGAAAUGGGUUCGGGUGCGAUUGACUCCUGGGAACUCGGUUGAUGGCAAUGCUAACACAAUUCUGUGGUUCAACAUUGGCAGUGUUGAUUCGUUUGAGCGUAAUUUGGAAAAUGCGCAGUCUGAUAUGAACAUUGAUCCUGCAAAUUAUGUGCCGGUAACUUACAAGACUGAACUGGAAGCAGCCAGCGUAACAGGAAUCUUACCAACGCUGCUCAUUAUUGGUUUCCUGGUGUAUAUGAUGCGACGCUCGGCUGAAAUGAUGGGAGCGAGGGGCGGCCGACGUGGAGGGGGAGGUCUGUUUGGCGGCGUCAUGGACUCUACCGCCAAGCUUAUAAACUCCAGUGACAUUGGAGUGCGCUUUAAGGAUGUAGCUGGUUGUGAGGAAGCCAAGUUAGAAAUCAUGGAGUUUGUUAACUUCCUGAAGAACCCACAGCAGUACGUUGAUCUCGGAGCCAAAAUCCCUAAGGGUGCCAUGCUGACCGGACCCCCAGGCACUGGCAAGACCUUGCUGGCAAAGGCAACUGCUGGGGAAGCCAAUGUACCUUUCAUUACAGUCUCAGGAUCAGAGUUCCUUGAAAUGUUUGCAUUGCUUCGUCCAGGUCGCUUUGACCGACAAAUUUUCGUACCAGCACCAGAUAUAAAGGGCCGUGCCUCAAUUUUCAAGGUGCAUUUGCAUCCUCUCAAAACGAAUCUUGACAAGUUGGAUCUGGCCAGGAAGAUGGCAGCUCUUACCCCGGGAUUCACAGGAGCAGACAUCGCGAAUGUGUGUAAUGAAGCAGCCCUGAUAGCGGCUCGUGAUUUGAACGAAUCCAUAACGAUGAAGAAUUUCGAACAAGCAAUUGAACGUGUCGUUGCUGGUAUGGAGAAGAAGACUAAUGUUGCAUAUCAUGAGGCAGGUCAUGCUGUGGCAGGCUGGUUUCUGCAACAUGCGGACCCAUUGUUGAAGGUGUCCAUUAUACCCCGUGGCAAAGGUCUUGGUUACGCGCAGUAUCUGCCAAAGGAGCAAUAUCUUUACAGCAAAGAGCAGCUGUUUGAUCGUAUGUGCAUGACUCUUGGUGGCCGUGUCUCCGAGGAAAUUUUCUUUGGACGGAUCACAACUGGUGCUCAGGAUGAUCUCAAGAAGUUCUAG
Messenger RNA from Gryllus bimaculatus (two-spotted cricket), 2046 nucleotides. The record is from the annotation of a GenBank genome assembly. NCBI's taxonomy places the organism in Eukaryota, Metazoa, Arthropoda, Insecta, Orthoptera, Gryllidae.